UUGCUCCCAAGAAGAUAGAGACGGAGAGCGCUUUCCCGCACGCAUGCGCAGUGGCUGAUGUAGACACACACACUCUUCUCCGCUGUUCAGUGCUGCUGGGGCUGGCGGUGGGGCUGGUCCACGCAUUGGCGCCGUCACGUGUUUUGCUCCUCGGAGUGAGACGGAGCGUCGUCUGCUGCUGCUGCUCCUUCUGGAGGGGGCUGGACUCUUAAACACGCACUCUCUCCCUCACACUCGCUCACUCACACAUACACAGAGCCGCUUGUUUUGGUUUGGGAGCGCGCACAGGCGGAGGAGAGAGAGGGCUGAGCGGCUUCCCUUCAUGAGGACGAGGAAGAGGAGGCACCGGCGCUGCUGCUGCUGCUGCAAGGCGAAGGCCCUCUGCGCCUCCUGCUGCCGCCUCUUUUCCCCUCAGAGACUGGAAUGAAGAAGAGGAAGAGAAAAGUGGACGAAGACGCAGAAGAUGUGCCUCCCCCUCGGCGUCCUCCUCCUCCUCCUCCUCAGUCUGCACUCCUCCUAUCCGCCUCCUUCUCCGUUCCCCCCUUCGCUCGCCCCUGCUGCUGUGUCUUCUCCUGCUGCAGCCUCUGCUUUCCUCCUCCUCUUCCUUUGGGGAAAAGAGCACUUUCCCUUCUUCCUAACCAGACGGGACUGAAUGGGGUCGACCAUCGUUUCCUCCACGAACUGAAGAAGAAGCCGCUCUGAAAUAAUUUUUGGGAUAUUGCUGUGCUUUAUUUUGGAUUCUUUCCUUCCUCCCUCCCUCCCUCCCUCCAAGAAGGAUUUGGAUUUUUAAUUUUAUUGAGUCUUGGUGCUAUUGGACUGACUGCCUGGUUCCAUUAUUAUUAUUAUUAUUAUUAUUAUUAUUAUUAUUAUUAUUAUUCAAUUUUGCCACUUGUUUGGUCUUGUUUGGUGCUGUUGGGACUACUUGGGAUUGUUUUCAUUUUUCAUUAUUAUUGCUAUUUUUUUUGGUUACCUGCGUUCAAGUUAAAGACUUCUUUCUGUUUUAUUUUUGCAAAACAAACUCUCUGGACCUCCUUCUUUCCCUCCCUCCUUCCCAAGAGGAUAUUGGAUCCUAAAUUGGUUCCUUUCUGAAGGGUAACUUGAGAAGAAGGGGGCUGUUUGUUUGGGAGAGAGAGAGAGGCAACUGGGGGAAACCCUGAUGGCUCCCUUCGCGAGAGGAAUUUCCACUCCUGUUUGGAUGAAAGGAUGCCCUGCUCUCUUUGCUCCCAGGCUGCUGCUUCUUGUACCAGGCUUUCCAGGGGACUUCUGAAAGCCACGUUUCUCCCCAGAAGGUUGAUUUGGAAGUAAAACACAAAAACAAACCAGCAGCAUCUAACUCGGCAGAGGCUCCGAACAGCUGUUUUCUGCUUCACCACUCUUCUCUCCUCCCUUCCCAUUUUGGAGCUUUUUUAUUGGUUUAUUUUGUUAUUGUUGUUAUUGCUGUUCUUGUUAGAUUGCUGCUGCUGCAUGAAUGGUAUUUUGGACUGCUGCAUUCAUUCGCCUUCUCUGCUGAUUUGGAAGCUGCCCUUUGCCAUUGGAGCCGCAGUGCUGCCUGCCUGCUUCCAGCAUGGCAAGCCCCACCGAUCCUCAUCACCACAGCGAGGGCUUCUUCUCCGAUGUCAGGAAGGUGGGUUACUUGCGCAAACCCAAGAGCAUGCACAAGCGUUUCUUCGUGCUGAGGGCAGCCAGUGAGUUGGGGCCUGCCCGCCUGGAAUAUUAUGAGAAUGAAAAGAAAUGGAGACACAAAUCAGGGGCCCCAAAGCGUUCGAUCCCUCUGGAGAGCUGCUUCAACAUCAACAAGAGGGCAGACUCCAAAAACAAGCAUUUGGUGGCUCUCUACACCAAGGACGAGCACUUUGCCAUUGCUGCUGACAGUGAGCCUGAACAGGAGAGUUGGUACCAGGCGCUGCUGCAACUGCACAACCGAGCCAAGAGCCACCAUCACCAGCAUCAUCACCAUCACCACUACCAUGGGGAUGUUACCGUGGGGGGUGGGAAUAUUGGAAUGGGAGAGGCAGGAGAGGAUAGCUAUGGUGACAUGGCUCCUGGCCCAGCGUUCAAAGAAGUUUGGCAAGUGAUCUUGAAACCCAAAGGUCUGGGCCAGACUAAGAACCUGAUUGGCAUCUACCGCUUGUGCCUAACCAACAAAACCAUCAGUUUUGUCAAGUUGAACUCUGACGCGGCAGCGGUGGUGCUGCAGCUGCUUAACAUCCGGCGGUGUGGCCACUCUGAGAACUUUUUCUUCAUUGAGGUGGGGCGCUCUGCAGUCACUGGACCAGGUGAGUUCUGGAUGCAGGUAGAUGACUCAGUGGUAGCACAGAAUAUGCAUGAGACCAUCUUGGAGGCUAUGCGGGCAAUGAGUGAAGAGUUCCGACCUCGUAGCAAAAGCCAGUCUUCUUCUAAUUGCUCCAAUCCUAUUUCUGUGCCUCUCCGGAGCAGGCAUCAUGUCAACAACCCACCACCCAGUCAGGUGGGGCUCAGCCGUAGGUCUAGGACAGAAAGUGUGACUGCUACCUCCCCUGCUGGCAGUGGAGUGGGAGGUGGGGCAGGGGGAAAGCCCAAUUCUUUCCGUGUCCGAGCAUCCAGUGAUGGAGAAGGCACAAUGUCAAGGCCAGCAUCAGUGGAUGGAAGUCCAGUGAGUCCUAGUGCGAAUCGGACCCACUCACAUAGGCACCGCGGCAGCUCCAGACUUCAUCCUCCUCUCAACCACAGUCGCUCCAUCCCAAUGCCUUCCUCACGUUGCUCUCCUUCUGCCACAAGCCCCGUCAGCCUCUCAUCCAGCAGUACCAGUGGUCAUGGCUCCACUUCAGACUGCCUGUUUCCACGUCGGUCCAGUGCUUCAGUCUCAGGCUCCCCCAGUGAUGGGGGCUUCAUCUCCUCUGAUGAGUAUGGAUCAAGUCCUUGUGACUUCCGCAGCUCUUUCCGAAGUGUAACCCCUGAUUCCCUGGGACACACACCACCGGCCAGGGGAGAUGAGGAUCUUAACAACUAUAUAUGCAUGGGAGGGAAAGCUGUCUCUUCCUGCUGCAGCAUCACUGCUCCUAAUGGGCAAUUUGCCCCACGCCCUUGCCACCCUCAGCAGCAAAAACCCUAUACUCCUUGCUGUCCCCGGCUUGGCAGUGAGGAUGUGGGUGAUGUGGAGAAAGGUUUCAGGAAACGGACACAUUCAGCUGGCACUUCCCCUACCAUCUCCCACCAGAAGACCCCCUCGCAGUCUUCAGUAGCUUCCAUUGAAGAAUAUACUGAGAUGCUCCCCUCAUAUUCCUGUGGUGGUAGCAGGCUCCCUUCUUUUCGACAUUCUGCUUUUGUGCCAACCCAUUCUUACCCUGAAGAGUGUAUAGAAAUGCACCAAAUGGAGGGUAACCACCACCGGACCAACUCUACCCCACACACUGAUGAUGGCUACAUGCCAAUGUUGCCAGGAGUUGCUCCUUUGCCUAAUGGUGGAAAUACUUCCAAAGGUGGUGAUUAUAUGCCCAUGAGUCCCAAGAGUGUGUCUGCCCCACAGCAGAUCAUCAACCCUGGAAGAGGAGGCCGCCAUGUCCAAGCCAUGGUGGACUCCAAUGGCUACAUGAUGAUGUCUCCAAGUGGCAGUUGUUCUCCAGAUAGUGGUCCCAGUGGUUACAGCAAACUCUGGCUGAAUGGGACAAGUCAUCACCCCAAACUUUCGGUGGAGAGCAAUGAGGGGAAGCUGCCAACUGGUGGCAGUGAUUACAUUAACAUGUCUCCAGCCAGUGGCUCUGCUACCAGCACCCCUCCAGAUUGCUUCUUCACUGGCUCAGGAACUCCAGGCCCAGAAGAACCAUCAGUGCAGGGUCCCACCCAGUCCCACCACAAGCCCAUUUAUUCCUACUUCUCCCUGCCACGCUCCUUCAAGCACAUGCAACGUAGGACCGGUGAAGAGGCAAAUACUCAGAUGCGCCUGUCCUUCAGUUCUGGCCGCUUGCUGUAUGCUGCUGCUGAGGACUCUUCCUCAUCCACUAGUAGUGAUAGCCUUGGUGGCCCUGGGGGACAGGAGGGUGUUGGGUAUUCUGUUCUUACACAGCCAUUACAGCAGCCUGCUCCUUCUUGUCCUGUGGACACAGCAACGCUGGCCAAGAGCCGUUUGGCUAGACCUACCCGUCUGUCCUUGGAUGGCACAAAGGCCAGCACUUUGCCUCGUGCUAGGGAACAGCUCCCGGAGCCCAAAAGCCCUGGUGAGUAUGUGAACAUUGAAUUCAAGCAGCCGCCCUUCCCAUCACCUCUGCCUCAUGGAGAUACUGGCUCCAGUUCUGAGGAGUAUAUGAAUAUGGACUGGAGGACUGCCUGCCCAGCCAGCUUAGCACCAGGGCAGGCAAGCCAGGGAGGGGUGGGCCACAUUGGUGGCCGAGACUAUAGGAGCAUGCAAUUGGGCAGCGGAGGGCACUAUGUGGUUUGUGCCCAUACCCCCUCUCCUUCUCCUCCAGCUGUUCUGCUCAGUUAUGCUGAUAUGAGGAUGGGUCGUGGUAGGCCAGAGAAAAGCACACCUCCUAUGGGGCUGCCCUCCCCUCAUCCUCAGGCCCAGCCAGGGGAUUUGGCUUCAGUCUUGCCCCACUCCUGUUCUUCAUCCAUGAUUGGGGGCCCAGGAAUGACCAGCGCCUUUACACAUGUCAGCCUCAGCCCUAGCCACAGCACCCAGAGUGCCAAAGUGAUCCGUGCUGACCCCCAGGGAGGCCGGCGACGCCAUAGUUCUGAGACUUUUGUUUCCUCCACCACCCCUAGUGGUGGCCUGGGGGCCCCAGCUGUACCCCAUGGUCCUGGAGGGGGGCCUGAUGAUGUGAAGCGCCACAGCUCAGCUUCUUUUGAAAAUGUCUGGCUGAAGCCCAUAUCUGGAGAGCUGGGAUCUUCCUCUGGCCACCGUAUGGCAAUCAGGAGGGAGCAGAUAGCUGGCGGGACUGGAGGAGGUACUGAAAAUGGCCUCAAUUACAUUGACUUGGACUUAGUGAAGGAUUUUAAUCGCCACCAACAUCCUCAUCCUCAGGAGAGCACUUCCCUGCUAGGGGUCAAGCAGCCAACGCAGCAGCAACAGCAGCACCAGCCACCUAAAUCUCCAAAUCAGCCUUGUGGGAGUAGCCACUUGAGUGAUGAAUUAAGUGCAUAUGCCAGCAUUAGCUUCCACAAGCGGGAGGACACCCAGUAGCUGGGCAGGAGCCAGAGACAAGAAUGAUGACCUACACAACCUCAGAAAAAAAAUCCUUCUUUGAACUCAUGGGUAUCCAGACUGUUUUGUGUAUCACAACUAGGACCUCACAUCUUCUUCCUCAGUAGAUGGGUACGAUGCCUCCAGUUCAAUUUGUUUACUUUACACAGACCUCAGGAGUUAGUUGACUGAACUGCACAUUUUUUUCUUCUUCAAUUUUUUGUGCCAAGCGAAAGCACUGUGACCCCUGGAUGACAAGUCUACAAUUACUUUCUCCUCCACCAUAAAGACUUAGUUGGCUACAGUGAACUCAAGUUCCCAUCCCGUAAUAACGGUGAACAUGGGUAUACUACUAGCUCAGAUGACACAGUUUUUAAGUUGCUGCUGAAAACCCUUUACGACAAAUCAUCAGUGUAAAUUAUUACAUACAAACUGUUAAUGUUGGUUGAAGAGUAUUAAAUAUUUAACAUAGGUUUUUGAUUUAUACAUGUACUUUUUUAAUUAAAAUGUAACUUUUCCUACAGCACAUCUUUUUUUGAUGUGGAACUGAGGUAUAUUAUAUUCUGUUGUAAACAGAGUGGGGUUAGGGUGGGGUAUGCUUAAAACAAGUUGAUUUAAGAAUAGAGUAGGGUACUAUUCUUUUUUAAGAUUGUAAGUCAGAAUAUAAUAUAAUAUGGAUCAAUGGCCCAUGGAUUGUACAGUCAUAUUUGCUGGCAUCGUAAUUUGUAAAAUAACCCUACAAUUGACAUGAAUUCUUUCAAAUAGAAAAUAAUAUUUUGUACUCUCCCUGUAAAACAUAAGGCUGUAUUAAUGAAAGGAAAACUUAACUGUGCAUGAUAUAUAGAAGUGUGAAUUUGAAACUGUUGGUUGCACAGAAACCUAAAAACCACGAGAAAAAUAAAUCUGAGUCUUCCAUUGUAUAUAUAUAUGUAUGUGUGUGUAUAUAUAUAUAUAUAUAUAUAUAUAUAUAUAUUGAAGAAAAAGAAAAACAACACAGGCAAACUCUUCAAAUUGAAAUAUCCCUGGAAUGAAAUAUGUCGGUGUUUGUAAAUUCUGGAAAUCUCUUUCUAUACUUAAUAAACUAGAUACUGUUUUAUCUUUA
This is a messenger RNA of Anolis carolinensis (green anole), 6257 nucleotides long. It is a transcript of the gene irs1, whose product is annotated as insulin receptor substrate 1. Gene Ontology annotation, biological process: insulin receptor signaling pathway. Gene Ontology annotation, molecular function: phosphatidylinositol 3-kinase binding; insulin receptor binding. The coding region runs from base 1565 to 5155 and encodes 1196 amino acids. Gene Ontology annotation, cellular component: cytosol; plasma membrane. The record is from RefSeq and is a predicted model, not a curated record. The transcript is spliced from 2 exons. Lineage: Eukaryota; Metazoa; Chordata; Lepidosauria; Squamata; Anolidae.